Microthlaspi erraticum is the source of this 573-nucleotide messenger RNA. Lineage: Eukaryota; Viridiplantae; Streptophyta; Magnoliopsida; Brassicales; Brassicaceae. The record is from the annotation of a GenBank genome assembly.
AUGCUGAGUUUUUCUGCGGUGGCUGGACCUAAUGGGAGUGGAAAGAGCAACCUAGACGGAGGGGAAGCUAUUGGGUACUUUUGGUGUUUCUCUGCCGUAGUUGGACCUAAUGGGAGUGGAAAAAGCAAUGUGAUAGAUGCAAUGCUGUUUGUAUUUGGGAAAAGAGCUAAGCAGAUGCGUCUCAACAAAGUGUCAGAACUAAUUCACAACUCAACCAAUCACCAGAACUUGGAUAGUGCUGGAGUUUCUGUACAGUUUGAAGAGAUUAUCGAUUUGCUAGAGGUUGUGGCGCGAGAGGGCGCAGAGCUAGAGGCCGUGGAGGCCGGGGCCGAGAUUGUGGACUUCGGCGGAUUCGGGAGAGAGUGUGGUGCCGAGUGUGGCGACUGCGUCGGUGACCCAGUCGUUAUUGGCUCGUUUUCCGCCAGUGGUUCCACAGGGGCUCCGGGAGUACCUCCAGUGGCAGAGGUGCAGCAGAGGGCUGCAGGGUUGUUCAGCCGCAGGCUGUGGGUUUGGGGUGCCGCCCUAUUUGGAUAUGAUGGGGCACAUGCAGAGGAUUGGUACGCCGUACUUUGA